AUGGCCCUCGUAGAAAUUUCUAAUCGCCGCUUGACCUGGCUGGGUGUUGUGAAAGCCUUGGAAGAGUACUUGACUUCGGAAGACGAUGAGCUAAGGAGGAAAGGCGUUGAUUUUCUGGCUUCAGUGCUCGUCAAAGCACCGCCAAGCUCCUUUAAUGUGCAGUCGACGCGGGUACUCAUCUUGUUCAUGAAUAGCAAGCUAGAAGACACGGAGACCAUCAUUCCAGCAUUGAAGGGUCUUGUUCCUCUUAGUGCGCUUCCUGCCGCGGAGGCACCGGUUAUCGUCCGAGCCCUUUACUCGCACGUGAAGAUGCAGGCUUUGGUCCAGUCUGUACGAUACAAUGUCUUCACCAUCAUCGACACGCUCAUGGCCAAGCAUCGGGAGGACCUCAGAUCAAUCAACAACGAAUUCCUCGACGGCUACAUCCGCCUCGCGGAUGGCGAAAAGGACCCGCGAAACUUGCUCGUCGCUUUCGCCAUAGCGCGAGUCAUUCUCAUCGAGUUUGACAUCACGCCUUUUGUUGAGCGCCUGUUCGAAAUAACGUACUGCUAUUUCCCCAUCACCUUCCGCCCACCGCCCAACGAUCCAUACGGGAUAACGACAGACGACCUUCGCGCAGCGUUGAGAAAAUGCCUAGCUGCCACACCCGCCUUCGGGCCAAUGGCGAUCCCUAUCUUCCUGGAGAAGCUGAUGGCUGGUACUCCGGUGACGAAGCGCGACGUCCUGCAAACGAUGACCCUCUGCAUCCCGGUCUACGGCGCCGCCGUCGCGCGCGCUAACGCACGCAAACUUUGGAAUGCGCUCAAGCUAGAGAUCUUCCAGCCGACCGACCACGUCACCGAAUCUGAGGCAUUGAAGACUACCCAGGAGCUCGUCAAGACGAUCUACGAGGAAUCACCGUCGGACGACAGCGACAUUCAGGGCCUCGCGCGCGAUGCCUGCGAAGAGUGCAUCGGCAUCCUCAAGGAGCCCGAAAAGAGCCAGGCGAAAUACGCGAUCAAGGUUCUGUGCGCGUUCAUGUCCACGACGCCUUCCGUCUCGCGCUUCACCCUCUUGCAAGUCGUGCCACACCUCCUGAAGCUGUUCAACACGCCCGAUGAGCUGUCGACGCGGCCCGCCAUCCUGCAGCUGCUUUCAGAGGUAAUCGCGGCUAGCAGGGACUCUAGCCUCAAGAGCGAGGGUAUUGCAGAAGUCGCUCUCGCGCCCUACAAAGAUGAAGUACUCGGCAUCCUCACAGUCGGCCUCAAAUUGUCCUCCUCUCGCUCGUCGGCUUUGUCUGGCCUCACUGGCUUAGUGACCACCCCCGGCCUCAUCACGGACGACGAGGUCGGCUUCAUCGUACACAACCUCUCUGAGCUCGUGCAAGCAGGGUUGGCGGAGGAAGAUGAUGCAGGCGACGAAGUCCUCACACUCCUCGCCAAAAUCUCCGAAACUGCCCCCCGGCACGUCGAAGAACAACUCCUACCUAUGCUCUUCGCCGCCCUCCCUGACCGUGCGCCCCCGCGCGACGCCGACUCCGAGCGCGUGCGAAUCUUCCGCGCCCUCGUCGCGCUGAAGGCCCUCUGCCAGCAGCCCGCCCUCUUCGGCACCCUCGUCUCGCGCGUGACGACCAAGCUCGACCUCGUCUGCACAGCGUCCAUCCCCGAAGGCGAGACAGAUCUUACUAUCGCAUACGCCCACGCCCUGCUACGCACACUCUCGCAGACGCUCUCCGCCAAGGUCGACGCAGGACACGUCGACGUCGUCAAGUACAUCGACCGCCUGAUUCCUCUUCUGUUCAACCUCUUCAUCUACUCCGCCCUGACAAACUUGACUGUCGGCACCGACUGGCGCUUGAUCGCAGUUGCGGGCGGCAUCAUUACUAUGGUGGUGCAGGCGUUACCUGUGGCCCGACAAGAAACCUUCGCGAAUGCCCUCUUCGGAGCAUACGCCGGAGGCGACCUCAAGGGCAUCGCAGAUGGCCAACAGAAAAUCCCUUCCUCGCCACCAUUUGAGCCUUUGAUCGACUCCGCCCCCGCGCCACAGAAGGGCACAGUAGCAUUGCUAGCGUCCUCAGUAGUUGCUUUACGUCCCGAGGUGGCGGCACCUCCCCCGCAACCCGCCAGCUUCGUCGCACAGACACUCUGGUGGGGUCUCAAAUCCGCGGAGACUGAGCUGCAAAGGUCAUCGGCAUGGCACAUCUGCGCAUCUAUCGUCAACAAGCGCACGGCGGACGUGUCGUCGUUUCUUGAGGCCGACCUCAAUGAUUUCUGGACGACCGUGGUAGCAAACCAAAGCGUCGGGGUCUCGCAGAGGCAUGAUGCUCUGCAGGCAUGGGCCUGGAUAUGCAGGGCAUUGCUCGUUCGUAACCACGCCGCUGCAGGUCCACUCAUCGAGCGUCUCUUCACCCUUUUCAAUGACGAGAACGUUGGCUGGGACGCUGCUCGAGCAAUUGGUCAGAUUGGCAGGACAGAUGAUAUUUUGACGAAGCGCAAUCAUGCCGUCGUUCGGAUCCUCUACUUACAAAAAUAUGUGAACAACGUCUUGCCAGGCCUCAUGAAAGACGCCGCAGGACAUGACAACGCAGUUGUGCAGACUGCCAGCCUCGUCGCUGUCACGGCGUUGAUAACUACGGUGCCGAAAGCGACUUAUGCACAAGAACUAGAAUCGCUGUACCCACUCCUCCUGCGCGCCCUCGACUUACCUGACCACAACAUUCGGGCCAACGUCAUCGAGACUCUGCUCGCCAUUAACAACGACGACGCUCCAGAGAGCAGCAGAGCCUCCGAGCACGCAUCAACGCUCGUCUCGGUCAUGCUCAAAAAUUGCAUAGCGGCGACUAUGCCGUCCACGCGCGUCCGGAUAGCCGCCCUGCAAUAUUUGGGGAUCCUACCGAAAAUCCUUAUGCGUGAGGUACUGCAAAGAUACCGGUCAGCGGUGGUCAAAGAACUCGCCAAAGCGCUGGACGAUCCGAAGAAGGCCGUGCGUAAAGAAGCAGUCGCGACAAGAACGAAAUGGUUCACGGCGUGA
Molecule: messenger RNA, 3009 nt
Organism: Schizophyllum commune H4-8
Lineage: Eukaryota; Fungi; Basidiomycota; Agaricomycetes; Agaricales; Schizophyllaceae
Product: ARM repeat-containing protein
Exons: 22
Coding region: 1-3009 (1002 amino acids)
Biological process (GO): iron-sulfur cluster assembly
Cellular component (GO): cytosolic [4Fe-4S] assembly targeting complex
Source: RefSeq, a predicted model, not a curated record